GGAACAGCAUCUCCACCAAGACUGAGGACGUUCGGCACCUCGCUACGAUGACCAGGCCUUUGUCCGGGGAGCGGGUAGCGAUCCUGGCCAACAGGACAUGUAGGUGAUCUCGUUUGUAAUUUAGGCCCGUAAAAAGGUCCCUGGCACAGGCACGGCUGCUCAUUAAGCUUCGUAUAAGAACUCUUAUGCACCUCUUGUGCCCUCCUCCCGCAGCCACCUUUCUUGUCCUAUAACAUACCGUCCUCUGACUGUUUGCGCUUAGCCAACAGUCCAGACUACGGGGCCAUCACAUCAGCCUCCAGCAGCACAAUGGCCGCCGGCACCGACACUAAGCCAGCAGUUGACGAAAUAUCGGACGAUGUCGUGAAAGCGACGGAACCUGGGCAUGGCCAUGCGCAUGGGAGGAUACAGCCGCCGCCGCUGGUUGCGGCGAUGUCGCAGGAGUACCGGUUGGAGGCCGAGGCCAAGCUGCGGAAGAAGAUCGACACGCGAUUGCUACCGAUGAUUAUUCUGAUGUACAUUAUGAAUUAUCUGGAUCGCAACAAUAUUGCGGCGGUGCGAUUGGCGGGAUUGCAGGACGAGUUGAAUUUGACGAGCACGCAGUAUCAGACAACAGUUUCAAUCCUGUUCGUUGGCUAUAUCCUGAUGCAAGUGCCGAGCAAUUUACUAUUGAAUAAGACCGGAAAGCCAGCUCUCUUUCUUCCCAUUUGCAUGAUCAUCUGGGGAGUUAUCUCGGGCGCAACAGGCGCUUGCCAAAGUUUUGGAGGCCUUGUAGCAUGCCGAUUUUUCCUUGGUUUCAUCGAAGCCGUAUACUUCCCUGGUUGUCUGUUCUACUUGUCGUCAUGGUACACUAGGAAAGAGCUUGGGUUCAGGACUGCAGUGUUGUACUCCGGCUCUCUCAUCUCCGGUGCUUUCGGAGGACUGGUCACCGCCGGUAUCACCAGCAACAUGAACAACGUCAAAGGCCUCAGGGCUUGGCGAUGGGUCUUCAUCAUUGAGGGUGCGAUUACCGUCGUCAUUGCCUUUGGAGCCUUCUUCGUGCUGCCCAACAUGCCCCGGACUACGGCAUGGUUGAGUGAGGAAGAGCGUCAGCUAGCAACGUUCCGCUUGGUCGAGGAUGUCGGCGAGGAAGAUUGGACGUCUUCUGAAUCGCAAACCUUGUUCCAUGGAUUUAAGCUCGCACUGGCUGAUAUCAAGACCUGGAUUUUGACAGUCCUUCUUCUGGCCAUCGUCUCAUCGGCGUCCGUCACGAACUUCUUUCCGACGAUAGUGAAGACGCUCGGGUACAACAAUGUGAAGACUUUGCUGCUUACCGCUCCACCUUACGUUCUUGCGGUCAUCACGACAUACCUGAAUGCAUGGCACGCAGACCGCACAGGAGAGCGCUUCUUCCAUAUUGUGCUUCCCCUUUGCGUCGGCGUCGUAGCUUUCAUCCUCUGUGCUGCAACGCACUCCACCGCGCCGCGGUACGUCGCCAUGAUGUUGAUGGUUCCCGGAGUAUACACCGGCUAUGUCGUUGCGCUCGCCUGGAUAUCGAAUUCCCUACCGCGUCCGGCGGCGAAGCGCGCUGCUGCCCUCGCGUUCAUCAACGCCAUCUCGAACACCAGUUCAAUUUACGCGAGUUACAUGUAUCCGCAGCCGAAGAGUGGGCAGCCAAACUUGACGAUCCCACUGAGCGUAGACUGCGCAACGGCUGCGCUAGCUAUCAUUAUGGCGGGUGUGAUGAGGGUCAUCUUGGGCAGGCUGAAUAAGAAAUUGGAUAGAGGAGAGCAUGUAGAGGGUGCUAUUAAUGCGGUCCCAGGGGUGGCGCAGGAGAACGGGUUUAGAUUCCUAGUGUGAGAGUGCGAGGACUCUGAUGCGAGAUGCAUUCGUAAGGAGAAGGCACAACAUGGCACCGCCAUUACGAUCAACAAAG
Messenger RNA from Paraphaeosphaeria sporulosa, 1915 nucleotides. Its product is annotated as MFS general substrate transporter. Bases 310 to 1839 code for a protein of 509 amino acids. Gene Ontology annotation, biological process: transmembrane transport. Gene Ontology annotation, molecular function: transmembrane transporter activity. NCBI's taxonomy places the organism in Eukaryota, Fungi, Ascomycota, Dothideomycetes, Pleosporales, Didymosphaeriaceae. The transcript is spliced from 2 exons. The record is from RefSeq and is a predicted model, not a curated record. Gene Ontology annotation, cellular component: membrane.